Messenger RNA from Fusarium odoratissimum NRRL 54006, 573 nucleotides. RefSeq lists its product as uncharacterized. The record is from RefSeq and is a predicted model, not a curated record. The coding region runs from base 1 to 573 and encodes 190 amino acids. The transcript has a single exon. NCBI's taxonomy places the organism in Eukaryota, Fungi, Ascomycota, Sordariomycetes, Hypocreales, Nectriaceae.
AUGGCCGAUACAUCUGUCGAACAAACCCCGGGUGGAAGCCAUUCAUCACGCGAGCCACCGAACGUAUCCCCAAGCAAUGAUAGCCCGGGCGUUAGUCCCCAAGCUCGUGAUGCUUAUUCUCCACCCACUGGAAUAGGCUACACGGCUACGUCUGCACUUCCAGCGCGAAUGCAGAAUGAGGCGGGCUUCUACAAGUCCUUCAUCGUCGAAGUUGUCAUGAAUGGAGUGUAUGACAAAGCUUCAAACUCCAACAAGAUCAAGAAGCCGAACUGGCCUCGGGGAAACUUCGAAUACUUGCACUCACCACUUAGAGAUGUCUUGGGAACCUUUGCCAGUACUUCGGUUUUCUCCAAUGACACUGAAGAUACCAGUGGAAGCACGUACAUUGACUCACCAAGUCCGUUCGUCCACAAUGACGGGCAGAGUACAUACAAGUGGUACACUGAAACAGACCAGAAUGCCUACCUGGCUUUCAAUAUCAAGUCCCAUAAGUACAUCUUUGUUGAUCCAACCCUGCCCAUCAGUCUUUUUAGAAUUAUCGGUCUUUACCUAAUUUAUUUAAUAUCUCAUUAA